Wyeomyia smithii (pitcher-plant mosquito) is the source of this 1080-nucleotide messenger RNA. RefSeq lists its product as uncharacterized. The record is from RefSeq and is a predicted model, not a curated record. Bases 1 to 1080 code for a protein of 359 amino acids. Lineage: Eukaryota; Metazoa; Arthropoda; Insecta; Diptera; Culicidae. The transcript has a single exon.
AUGGUGGCUUCGCUAUAUUGCCUGCCGAAGAUCCACAAAAAUCCAGUUGGAAUGAGACCGAUAUCCUUCAACAUUCGCACACCAACCGAGAAAAUAGCAGCGUGGCUGGUGGAAGAAAUGAAAAAGUACCCGAUAACCCACGGAAAAAGUGUGAAAAAUUCUGUAGAUUUGGUUCAGCAACUAGAAGGGUUCAAAAUUAAGCGAGGGGAAAUUAUGGUAUCGUUCGAUGUCACAGCGCUUUUUCCAAGCAUACCGGUUACCGACGCGUUAAAGAGCUUGCGCCGGCAUUUAGAACGCAGCCGGGUGCCACAUCACCACAUGGAAGCUUACCUGUUAAUUGCUGAGGUAUGUAUGAACCAAAUCUACUUCACUUUUAGAGGAAAAUGCUUCAAACAGACGUUCGGCCUAAGUAUGGGCUGCAAACUUUCACCGCUGUUAGCCAACGUUUUCAUGAGCGAUUUCGAAGAGGCCGCGGGAAAAGAGAAUUAUUUCCCACGAGUAUGGAAAAGAUACGUGGAUGAUGUCUUUGCCCCGGUGAAAGAACGCUACCUACCCCAAACAUUAGAUCUGCUCAACUCCCGCCACAACUCAAUCAAAUUUACGGUAGAGCGGGAAGUUGAGGGUAAAUUGCCCUUCCUAGACCUGAUGAUCACCCGAAAGGAGGAUGGCACAUUGAAGUUUGGGAUCUACAGAAAACCGACGUCUACCGACCGUUAUAUAACGUCCGAUUCCAACCACUUUGGGGGACAGAAACAAGCAGCCUUUCAUGCCAUGGCCCACCGGUUGUUCAAUGUGCCAAUGGAAGCCGAGGAGUUUGCCAAAGAACAGCAACAAAUAUACAAAGCAGCAGAAAUAAAUGGCUACGAUAAAAGAUUCGUGGACAAAAUUCUAGAAAAACACAAACGCAAACAAGAGAGACAACAAAUCACCACACUAUCGCCCGGAAGUAGUGAAAUAAAAAGGAUCAGUUUACCAUUCUACCCCAAAGUAACCAAUCGAAUUAAAAAUACACUGAGAAGACUUCAUGUUCAAAUCGUGCACAAAAGCGAAAACACAUUGCGGGACUUGCUAUGCAAUUAA